Molecule: messenger RNA, 5701 nt
Organism: Talpa occidentalis (Iberian mole)
Lineage: Eukaryota; Metazoa; Chordata; Mammalia; Eulipotyphla; Talpidae
Gene: PPARA
Product: peroxisome proliferator activated receptor alpha
Exons: 7
Coding region: 282-1715 (477 amino acids)
Biological process (GO): negative regulation of transcription by RNA polymerase II; positive regulation of transcription by RNA polymerase II; regulation of lipid metabolic process
Cellular component (GO): nucleus
Molecular function (GO): nuclear receptor activity; RNA polymerase II cis-regulatory region sequence-specific DNA binding; zinc ion binding
Source: RefSeq, a predicted model, not a curated record
GCCCCCUCCGGCUGGGGAAGGGGGUGCGCCCGGCUUGGGGGGGCGGAGAAGCUCAGGGUUUCCCUGGGAACGACCCUGGACCGGGGCCAGGGAAGAGGCGGGUCACCGUGACUUUCCCCUCCCGUGGCGCUGGGGCGAGUCCAGAGGACACGGCGCGAUCGCUUCCUCCUGUCCCUCCUCAGAGCCGCGGCUGACGCGAGGGACCCCCUCAUCCCGCCAGGAACCCGGAGGCGACACCAGCCCAGCACCCAGACGAGCAGCCGCAGGAGAUCGGGGCGCCCAUGCGGGAGCGGCACCCCGGAACCACAAUGGUGGACACAGAAAGCCCGAUCUGCCCGCUGUCCCCGCUGGAGGCGGACGGCCUGGAGAGCCCGCUGUCCGAGGAGUUCCUGCAGGAGAUGGGCGCUGUCCAGGAGCUCGCGCAGUCCAUCGGGGAGGACAGCUCCGGGAGCUUCGGCUUCGCAGAGUACCAGUGCUUCGGGAGCGGCCCGGGGUCGGACGGCUCCGUGAUCACAGACACCCUUUCGCCAGCCUCAAGUCCCUCGUCCGUCACCUACCCUGUGGCUCCUGGGGCUGCCGAUGAAUCAUCCAGCAUAACUCUAAACAUCGAAUGCAGGAUCUGUGGGGACAAAGCCUCGGGCUACCAUUACGGGGUCCACGCGUGUGAAGGCUGCAAGGGUUUCUUCCGGCGAACCAUCCGACUGAAGCUCGUCUACGACAAAUGCGACCGCAGCUGCAAGAUCCAGAAGAAGAACCGGAACAAGUGCCAGUACUGCCGCUUCCACAGGUGCCUCUCCGCGGGGAUGUCCCAUAACGCAAUCCGUUUUGGACGGAUGCCGAGAUCUGAAAAAGCAAAGCUGAAGGCUGAGAUCCUUACCUGUGAGCACGACGUUGAGGACGCCGAGACCGCAGACCUCAAGUCCCUCGCCAAGCGGCUCUACGAGGCCUACCUGAAGAACUUCAGCAUGAACAAGGUCAAGGCCCGGGUCAUCCUGGCAGGAAAGGCCAGCAACAACCCACCCUUCGUCAUCCACGACAUGGAGACGCUGUGCAUGGCCGAGAAGACGCUGGUGGCGCAGCUGGUGGCCGAUGGCAUCCGGAACAAGGAGGCGGAGGUGCGCAUCUUCCACUGCUGCCAGUGCAUGUCCGUGGAGACCGUCACGGAGCUCACGGAGUUCGCCAAGUCCAUCCCGGGCUUCGCCAGCCUGGACCUCAACGACCAGGUCACGCUGCUCAAGUACGGCGUGUACGAGGCCAUCUUCGCCAUGCUGUCCUCCGUGAUGAACAAGGACGGGAUGCUGGUCGCCUAUGGCAGCGGCUUCAUCACGCGCGAGUUCCUCAAGGGCCUGCGGAAGCCCUUCUGCGACAUCAUGGAGCCCAAGUUUGACUUCGCCAUGAAGUUCAACGCGCUGGAGCUGGACGACAGUGACAUCUCGCUCUUCGUGGCCGCCAUCAUCUGCUGCGGAGAUCGGCCGGGCCUCCUCAACGUGGGGCACAUUGAGAAGAUGCAGGAGGCCAUCGUGCACGUGCUGCAGCUGCACCUGCAGAGCCACCACCCCGACGACGCCUUCCUCUUCCCGAAGCUGCUGCAGAAGAUGGCGGACCUGCGGCAGCUGGUCACGGAGCACGCGCAGCUGGUGCAGGUCAUCAAGAAGACCGAGUCGGACGCGGCGCUGCACCCGCUGCUGCAGGAGAUCUACAGGGACAUGUACUGACGCCCCGGGGGCCGACCGGAGCCUGCCAGGCCGCGGGACCCGGGAGGGUGGAGCCCCCCGCCACACCCCCGCCCGCCCGCUGCUGUCUGGGCCCCGCAGGGCCGGGGGAGCUAGGGGGCCACGAGGGGCAGGACCUGGGACGCAGGAGAGGCUGGCGGCCCCGCGGCCUGGCCGCAGCCGGCCAUCUGCUGGUCUUGGAGCUGCCCGCAUCCGUCGGCCCUCCCGCCGGCACCGCUGUGCUCCUUGUAAUCCUGAAAACUAAUCAGCACUUUUUAACUUUUAUAAUCCGUGAGUCUAGAGGUAUCCAAAGGUUAGGUAUUUAAGAAGCAGCAACAUAUUUAUUUGGGAAACUUAGAUUCCGUUUUCUGAAUUGGGAGAGCAACAGCGUGCUGGUCUCCGAGCGCAGGGUCCAGCCUCAGGCGGCCGAUGGGCUCCGGCAGGGGCUGCUCGUUCCCGCGCUCUUCCCGGGACAUGUGUGGAGAAGAGGGGGUGGGGGGCCGGGCCAUCCCCGCAGCGUCCUGGUGAGCAGGCCACGCUGCCUGUCAGCUGCCCGCCCUUCCCGUCCACCUUCCCGCACACCCCAACCGCAGGCCCAGGCCGGCCAGGGCGGGCCCGUUUGGGGCAAACUGCACGUGGCCUGCAGCCGUUUCUCGGGGCCCACGUGUAAGGCAGCUCCUUGCUCUUUUCCUGUGUGCUUUUUAAAAUAUGCGGCUUUAUUACUAUUUUUUUUUAACUCUUGGUGGUAGUAGGUGCCCCCUGGAGCCCAGAAGACAACUGUGACUUUCUAGCAAGGACUGGGGUGGGGGUCACGCCUUCUAGGGGGUGCAGCUCAGGCUUCAGAGCAGGCGACUCCCACUUAUGUGCAAAGCAGUGUUUCCAGCAUCCAAGCUCGGUUUCGGUCUUCAAGGUCAACGUCGCGACCUUGGUCUGGUGGGGAAGGCCAUGUCGGUUACGGGUUUCGGAAGUCUCCCCAGGGUCUCCCUCCCACGGCCGGGCUCAGCCUGCCCCCACGGGGUCCCGGGGUCCCUGGAGACCGGCCUUCACCGCCUGGCUGUCCCGGCGGUGCGCAGAGAAGCGGGCUCUUUCACAAAGUCGUUACGGUUUGCUGUGAGCGAAGGAUGAGGACGGGCAGUGACAAAGUCCCCAGGGUCGGCGUAUGAUGACAGGACAGCAAGGCGGUCGCACUUCAAGCAGAAGCAGCACAAGUCCCAGCUGGGACAACCUUUGCCAGAAUGACGGUCAGCGGCCAGCCUGGGGGAGCCCAGGAGCCUCUCCCCAUGAGAGAGACGCCCACCAGGAGAUGUUGCAGCCACUCUCCAAGCAAGUCGUCCCCGAGGGCGCAGCUCCCAGCCUGGUGGGGCUCAGAGGCCAGUGCCAGGGCCAGGCCUGUGCAGUCCCAGGGGGCGCCCCUCCUUCCGACAGAUGCCAUCAGGCAGGUGCGGCCUCCAAACGUGAGCCCCAGACCAGGAUUUCAGACCCACUCUGUAGAUUUUCCUGAAGACCCACUUACACGCCCUCCUGUCGCGCUCGCAGCAUCGGUCCUGGGGCCUCGGCCAGACAGCAGCUGGCCUGGGAGCCAGAGAGGCCAGCGCUCGCCUCGGUCAGCAGAAGAACCCCACGUCCCAAUCAUUUUAAAUCAGAGCCACUAACUGCCCCUUGGAAUAUCAAGAGGUGGGGCCCACGGAGGGCCACCCAGGCCGCCCCUCUCGCCAGCUCCCCGCCAGCUGUCCCCUGGGCAGGCGAUCCAGGCAGACCGUUUGCACAAAGCCUUGGCCCGUCACAGCAGGGGGCUCAGGGAGGCGACACUGCCACAGAGCCCCAGCUGCACGCACGCUGCCUUGGGGGCCACAGAGGCUUUGGGGACAUCCCCGCGGCCUGGGCCCACGCUCUCAUCUGUCCUUUUAAAAGAGGCCGGGCUUCUCGUCUCUGUCCAAGCAGACGUGGGGCCUCCCCAGAUUCGCCCCUGACCACCAGGUCCGGGCAGGGAGCUGGGGCCCUGCCUCCUGACCGGCAGCGAUGGGGGCCGUUCAGCACCGCCCACAGCGCCGUCCUGAGCCCCGGGCUCCUCCCAGGGCGAGCCUCGGGGGACUUUCUGCCCAGAGAGCUGAGACGAGGCCCAAGGUCAAGGUUGGAUUUGCCGGUGCUCCAUACGAACGGGGUUCAUCUGACUUCUCCGCAAACUACCAAAUCCAUUGAAAUGUGAUGUUGGGAGUUUUGAGGACAAAAGGACACUGGCCUCCCUGCUCGGCUGAAAUGACGACGGCUGCUUCCCGCCGCCUGCGCGCAGGCCUGACGGGCCGCGGCAGGCUCUCCUCAGCCGUGAGCACAUGGCCCCGCUUUCUAAGCCGCGCGUCAGGCUCCCGGGCCACCCCCCACCGCCUCCACCGGCCCAGUCUCCAGCUUCCAGCCUGACACGGGACUGGAACGUCUGCCCGCCCGGAGGGGGUGCGUGUGAGGGCCCAGCCGGCGCCCACACGGCGUGACCCUGGAGCCCUUCCCAGGCGGGCAGGUUGAGUCCGCGGCAGCGUCACUUCCGGCGGGAGCAGCUAUCUGCCCCCCCAAAAAACCCUUUUUUUACAUCAUGCAUAGCAAAUUAAGACCUGGAUCAGACUUUUGUAUUCAAAAUGUUUGCUAGUUUGGGUCAAUGUGAAGAACUUCCACGUUUUCCUCCAGAGAAGGGAACAGACCAGCCGGGUCCUCUCCUGCCUCCUCCCCUGACCCAGCCCCCCAGCCCUGUGCAGAGGGCUCCCCCGCUGAGGGCCCCCCACGAGCCCUGGACAGGGGUGAGCCCAGAGGGAGGGGCCUCCUCAAGGCAGGGAGUCAAGCCUCAGGCCCUGAAGACUUUUCAAAAUAAAAUCACUCACUCUGGGAAAUGCCUUCUCUUCUAGAGGCCUGGACCCUUUCUAGGCCUCCAACAAGGUACCUCGCGCAGGCGACCCCUCGGCGCUGCUCCCGCGGGCCCGCGCUUCUCGACGCCGGGGGCCAAGGCCGAGCAGCGGCAUCUCCAAUGCUGUGGUUUGAAUUUGUGUUUUAAUCCCGUUACCAAUGUUUUACUGCCACAGCUGCGCACCAGCGCCCGCCUCUGGAGUCUUCCGAAAUCAGUGUUAAUUGAUGUGCCCGCAAAAGGUGGACCCGGCCUGGGGACACCAGGAGGCUGCACGGUCGCAAGUGAGAUGCAGCACGUCUGGGCGUGCACACGCGUGCCCCGAAAUGCUGCCUCUCCCGAGCCGCCUGGGGCUCGUGUCCACUGCCUAAGCCCGGCCGGUCCAACAUACUCCACACAAAGCACAGGCCAAGCUGUUCUCCACCGGACGCCCUGCCACCCGGGCAGAUGUCCGUGCUGCCCAGCAGCGCCUGCUGACCAGCGGCGGCCCUUGUGGCCAGCGCUUCGGAGCCCUGACCUCGUGGGUUAUUACCAAAGAAGCGUGGGGUCCCAGCCACCCCACGGAAGUGGGCGGCGGCCUCCGAGGGCCACGCGCAGUGCGAGCAGAACCCGAGCCCAUCUCGGCAGGGGCCUGUGGCAUUCGCUCCGGCCGGGCCGCCAGGCGGGGGGCAGAGCCCACGCAAGGCCUGGGCCGGCGCCGGGCGAGUUUCAGGGUCACCUCCCGGGGCCUCAUGCUGUGUCCAGGGGUUGACAGACCGAGUCUUUCGCACGUACCAGGUCCCAAAGCCGACCUCUCCCCUCCAGCCGCCGCCUCCGGGCGCGGGGGCUUCGGGGCCAGGCGGCGGGCGUCGCUUCUAGUCACGGUAGCUGAUGGGGUUCCAGGCAGUUAGGAAAAGGCUGUCAAGUAACUUUAAUUUUUUUUAAAUCUCGGGUCUGACUCAUUUUCCUGUUAGGAGAGUGAAUGACCCUAUGUAUUGAUUUGUCCUGAGUUUAUGGGAACUUACCUUCUGGAAUGUCCUACUGUAAGACUGAUGAAUGUAAAGAGUUAAUUUCAGGGUACAGUUUUGCCUUAAUGGUUUUAAAAAAAAUAAACUAUUUUUUA